GAGGUUCAGAGGUUCAGAGGUGAGUCCUUCAGGUUCAGGGCUGCAGCAGCUGGACGUCUCCAGAUGUUUCUCCUCCUGCUGGUUCUGUUCGGCUGAAAUGGACCGCUGCUCUCUGGAGCGGCUCUUCCUCAUCUGGACUCUGAUGAUUCGCCUCGGUGGAUUCUGCCUCGAAAUAACGGUGAGACACUCUGAGCUGAAACCAUGUGAGGGAAACGACCGGAUCUGCGUCACCGACCUGAGAGAUUGCAAACCUCCACCGCCUUCACCUUCCCAGAAGAUGCUGAACAUGUCCUGUAACUACCAGCAGACUGCAGACGGAGUCCGAUCUGUGAGCUGCAGCUGGAUCCGGCUGCAGGCUGAGAGUCGGGCCUCGCUCGUCUUCACCAGCGGGUCAAAAGUCCUUUCCUGUCCUGGGAUCUUCAGCCCUGUCAUCGCCUACGGUUCUCUCCGUGUGACGGCCCGGAUACGGAGCUACCUGACCGGGACAGACGAAUGGUCUCAGCCUCAGUUCCUGAAGGAUGCAGUCAAAACGUCCCGGCCUGAUUCAGCUCUCAGAGACACGACCGAACGAAGCCUGGACAGAGUUCCCUCCAGGCCUGCAGAGUUGUGUUACAGCGUGGAGAAAACAGGCGAUGAUGAGUCUCUCCUCCUGCAUCUCAUCUGGAUGGGUUCUGAUCCAGGUCGGGUUCUCGGGUAUCAGGUCCGCAUCGACCCAAACGAACACGUUCAAAACGUCACUGAGACGACUUUCCUCCUGGUGGUGAAGGAGGGGAACUACAGCGCCACGGUUCGAGCCUUCAACGCAGCCGGUUUCGGACCCGCAACCCGACUUCAGAUGGACACACAGGAUCAGAACCCUCGGCUCUCUGUGAGGAACCUGUGGAUUUCCAGGGGUCGUCCUGAAAACGAAGAGCUGCGGGUCCGGUGGACGACCCCCACCAUGCCGCCUGGCGGCCAUGUUGCUGUUCAGUGGCGCUCAGAGAACUCGUCCAGCAGCCGACGGGUCAGAGUCAACGGUUCCAGUUCCUCUGCUAUCAUCACAGGUGUUGACCCUGGUGAGUCGUACCUGGUCAGUGUGUUCCCCGUCUAUAACCAGCAGUGUGGACCUCCUCGGUCUCUACCCGCCAGUCUGCAAUAUGGAGCCCUGAUGGAGGUCGUCAGUCUGGAGGUCGUCAGCGUCACUAAAACCACGGUGACCAUCGAGUGGGCGUGGCAGCGGCGGCAGCCGGAGCAAACGGAGACUAGACCGAUCAGAGUGGGCCGAUACCGAGCGAUGCUGAGGAGAGACGCCGACCAACAAAAUCUGUCUUUGUGGCCGGACCGGCAGCAGCAGCAGCACACCUUCUCCAACCUGACUCCCAGCACUGAGUAUUCUGUGCUCCUAUUGGCUGACGAUCUUUCCUUAAGAAUCAUCCCCGUGGCCACGCUUUAUGAUGAAGUUCCAGCGGUUGCCACGGUGACUCCUCUGCUGCUCCUGGUCGUCACGGUGAUGAUCAUCUCCGUCCUCUCCAGAACUCUAUGCAAGUCGUACUUCUUCCCGACGAUCUCCAGCCCUAGAAAAAGCACAGCAGGCCAGUGGCUGCUGAACCCCAACCUGAAGAAAUGUCCGGAGAGGAACUUCCUGGACGUGGCCGACUUCCAGGUGACGGACAUUUUAGGGGAGAAGCAUCUGAUCCUGGUCCGUCCAAACGACCUGCGUCCACCAGGUCUGCAUAAGGACAAGUCUCUGCCACCAAUCAGCAGCCUCUCAGUCAAACUGGACACUGUGGAGGUUACUGGUACCAAACCAAUCACAGGACACGACGUUCGGCCAAUCACAGAGCAGCAGCUGCUCUCUCUUCACUCAGUUUUUACGUCGGAGAUCGGAGGAACCGAAGUUCCUCUGCUGCAGGAACAGGAAGAGAGCGAGGAAGACGUUUAUCCACCCCAUCAUCAUCAUCAUCAUCAUCAUCAUCAUCAUCAUCAUCAUCAUCAGGAGUUCACGUUUCGGUUUCCAGAACUCCUGACGGACUUCCUGGAACAACCGGAACCAGUGACUGGACCGCUCGAACCGGUCCCUGAGGUGGAGUAUCUAACAAACGGCUGCUUCAGAGCAGAACCAGCAGCUGGAUCAGAACCAGCAGCGACAGUCCCGCAUUAACUCAGAGGUGGAACACUGACCCCUGGUGGUUGAAAAAUCCACGACGACGCAAACAGAAAACGGUUUUAAUGAACCGUCGUUAUAAAGAUAAAAACAUCUGAAAUGACACCUUAUGAAAGAAAUGUAUUCAUUUAAGAUCUUUUAUUUGUUUU
Poecilia reticulata (guppy) is the source of this 2292-nucleotide messenger RNA. RefSeq names its product interleukin-6 receptor subunit beta. Lineage: Eukaryota; Metazoa; Chordata; Actinopteri; Cyprinodontiformes; Poeciliidae. The record is from RefSeq and is a predicted model, not a curated record. Gene Ontology annotation, molecular function: protein binding.